AUGCCUGAACCAGCGAAGUCCGCACCGAAGAAAGGCUCCAAGAAGGCCGUCACUAAGACCGCCGGUAAGGGAGGAAAGAAGCGUAAGAGGUCCAGGAAGGAGAGUUACGCUAUCUACGUGUACAAAGUGCUGAAGCAGGUUCAUCCUGACACCGGGAUCUCCUCCAAGGCGAUGGGCAUCAUGAACUCCUUCGUCAACGACAUCUUCGAGCGCAUCGCCGGUGAGUCUUCUCGUCUCGCUCACUACAACAAGCGCUCCACCAUCACAUCAAGAGAGAUCCAGACCGCCGUGCGUCUGCUGCUGCCCGGUGAACUGGCCAAACACGCCGUGUCUGAGGGCACAAAGGCCGUCACCAAGUACACCAGCUCCAAGUAAAGUGUGAUGAAGCUUUCAGCGACACCAAAGGCUCUUUUAAGAGCCA
Molecule: messenger RNA, 421 nt
Organism: Myxocyprinus asiaticus (Chinese sucker)
Lineage: Eukaryota; Metazoa; Chordata; Actinopteri; Cypriniformes; Catostomidae
Product: histone H2B
Exons: 1
Coding region: 1-375 (124 amino acids)
Cellular component (GO): nucleosome
Molecular function (GO): structural constituent of chromatin; protein heterodimerization activity; DNA binding
Source: RefSeq, a predicted model, not a curated record